UGGUGGUUACGCUACCUGUUUCGAAGCCGGCGGCUGGUCUUUCAGUUUCCGUCAAGUCUGCCGGUAAGACGGGUUAGGUGCUUGAAAUAUCUGACGGAAAAUUAUUAACUGCUACCCGCUUCUUUCAUUUAGUUCCGCACAGUAUUUUGACAGUGGUGCUCAUAUUUCUCUAGUGUUCAGUCACCAAACGAUGCUGGAAUUUUGAAUUAGGUAAAAUACAUUUAUUCCCAGACCUGGCAACAAUGAAAGUUUCCUUUCGAAUGAGGAUUCUGUUGCUUAGUCUGGUUUCUUGUAUUCUAGUACCAAAUGCUCAGUCAUUAAGCUGCCCCUCUGGAAAGCUGACCUUUGUCCGCAGGCUGUUCUCCAAACUCAAACUUGAUUCGUUACCUGCCGGUGAUGUUAUUCAAGUGCACGAAAGUCCACCUUCGGAAUGUUUCGCUCUUUGCAUGCAGGAUGACAGCUGCUCAGCAUACUUUAUCGAUUACAAGAAUAGCUCUUGCCUUAUAGUCCACAAUGUUACUACAGCGGAGCUGGAGAACGAAUUAGUGCAAGACGGAUAUAGUAGUUACCACAGAAAAUUAUGUUUACCUGAUACACAAUGCAAGCACGAGUGGGAGUUUGAUGAAGUCCAAGGCGUUCAGCUUUUCCACUACCUCGAUAAGAUAAUUACAAAUAUAAACUCUAGUGAUCUUUGCAUGUCUCUCUGUCUUUCGGAACCCACAUUCACAUGUCGAUCUGCUAGGUUCAACCAGACAAAUUAUGAGUGCAUUCUCAGUCAACAUAACCGUCGAACAGCAGCCGAAGUAUUCCGACAGUCGCCGAAUCCUGGUUCGGUACUCUAUCUCGAACGACAGUGUGUGGAAGAGCCUACAGGAUGCCAGUUCCGCAGCAGGCAGUCACGUGCAAUCUUACGGCGCCAUCGUCAUGUUCAAGUCAUCAAGAAUAUAACCACUCGUGAGCAAUGUGAAAUUUCCUGCCUUCACACCGCUCCUUUCCUUUGCCGUUCCUAUGAAUUCGAUGGCGAGACCUGUAUUCUCAGUCCCGAGGACUCUGCAUCAGAGUUUGGACCCUUAGAACAACCCGUCAAAGCUCUCGAAGAAACGUCAGAAGUCGAUACUGGCGCUGUUUAUUUUGAAAAGGAAUCGUGUGUUGAUGUGGACGUUCAAUGUGGAGCCACUGCUAUGAAAGCUGUAGUUCGUGUCUCGACCCCUUUCCGAGGACGAGUGUAUGCUGCCGGACAUCCUUAUGACUGCUAUUCCGUGACUGUUACUGAUGAUGGCCACGUCACACUUUCUAUUCCGCUGCAUGGACGACAAUGUGGAACCAAGAAUCUUGGCAACGGAACAUUUACAAACGUUGUUGUGGUUCAACACCAUCCCUUUGUUCUUCGCACUUCAGACAGGAGGAUAGAUGUUGCCUGUGACUAUGAAGAAAUGAAACUCAAAAUCAGAGGUUCAAAAUCAGUUAAACAUGGAGAAUUGAAGCCUCUGGCUCAUACCGUAACUGCAGUUGCUCAGACACCUCCCAUCCGGCUACGAGUGGUCAACGCGAGUAACCAAGACGUGAAAGGUGUGGAACUCGGUGACCCCCUCUUCUUGAAAGUGGAACUGGCUGACGAGAGCGUUUAUGGUAUUUUUGGCAGCGAUCUUGUGGCCAGAAGUAGUGCAGGAUCGGAAACUGUUCUUCUUAUUGACGAUGACGGGUGUCCUGUGGAACCGACUGUUAUCCAGGCUCUUGACAGGCUUCCUGGGUCAAAAUCGUUGGUUGCUCCAUUCCAAGCAUUUAAAUUUGCUUCAGAUUCUGCUGUCAAAUUCCAAAUGACUGUUUCCUAUUGUUUGGAUACCUGCCCACCGGCGGAUUGUGCAGUUCCACGAUCAAGUCAUACCCGUUCUUAUGGUAAAAAGAGGAGAAGGAGAAGGAGGAGAUCUGCCGCCCAGUUUUUCGAUAUUCUUCCGGGUGACGUUGUUACAGACGUGACAAUGGAAAGCCCAAUGUUCCUUGUCAACAAUCUUAAACCUACUCUGGACGAUGAACAGGCAGGACCUGGAGGGCGCUGGGAGCCACAGUUUCAGUUCCAAGACCACUCGGAAGGUCACAUUCGCAUCAAAGCACAAACCCAAGGAAUGUGCCUCUCCAUGACAACACUGUACGUGAUCGGAGCCGUGAUUGGAGCCAUCCAGCUGGUUAUUAUAUUCGCAUGCGCUGUUUUUUUCUUCUACCGGAGCGAUUGCGAUGCGAAAGAAAGGAGUUGUAGCACUUCUACCAGAAGUUGGCCAUCCGUCUCAAGUCGGCGAAAACUCGUCUGCAACCAGUCCUAGAUUCGACCUGAAAUUAACGAACAAAUCUGUGGAACUCAAAAGUUUGAUAGCUCAAAAUAUCAUUACUAAAGCAAUGUGCCUUUCUUAUUUUCGCCUGAAAAGCUUCAGGCACCACUUUUUUCCUCUCGUUUAUCAGUUCAAAACGACUUAAAAAGUCAAACACGUUCUCUUUCUUCUAUUUUAUUGAUCGCGUUGAAAAAUAUUUAUCUAUUGUUUUAUAUGUUAUAUGUUUCCGAAGGUUUUUCCAAAUACAAUUUGUGUUUAUAAAUUUUGGGAGCUGACUUUAAGUGAAACGUUUUCUGAUGUGAUAUUCAAUAAACAUUAAUAACAUUUAAAAUAGGUUUUCUGACCACAGGGCCAUUUGUUUAGCCUAGAAUUUACCAAAACAAGGUAUAAGAUUUCUAAUAUGUUAAUUAAAUAUAUUUUUUAAAGUAUUUACUUAACUGUAUUAAAUUAGAUAAUUUAAAUUCUAAUAUAUAAGGGUCUGGAUUAUUUUCGAAUAGUAAAAAUCCUAAUUAAGGGUACAAUUUAAAUUCUAAUUAAAAGCACCUGAAUUAUUUUCAAAAACAAUGACUUCUAGUAAAUUAGAGAAUUCAUGUUAUAAUUAGCAGGCAUGCGAAGUAUUCCUAAUAAACAGGAAUUCUAAUACAUAAGUGAUUUAUAUUUUAGCAAAUAAACCUAAAUUAAUUUUAAGAAAACAGAAAAUCAAGUUAAGUUCGGAGGUUUAAAAUUUAGGUAAUAAGAAUUUUAAUCAUAUUUGUUAGUCAAAUAUGAGUUAUAGCUUGUAAUAUUUUUUAGUCAUUAUAAAUGAAAAAUUCUAAUCCUGUGCUUUAGCAUUUUCAUUCUUACCCACCUAUUUUUAAAUUCUUAUUUAUUUAUUUCUUAGCUAGCUUUUCUUUCUUUUUUCCCCUCUUCUUCCAGCUUUGGAACGUUCAGUGCCAUUCAUUAUUCCCUUUCAGCUAGUUUGCAAAUUAUUUUAUUAAAAAUAUGAUGUUCUACUUCAUGCUUUUAUUAUUUUAAUUUAUAUUUUCAGUGUCUAUCUUGAUUUUUUUUUUUUUUUUUGAAGUCGUACUGUUUAACAUGUGUUUCAUUUUAAAAACCCAGUGGCAGCUAUUUAAUAGAAUGAAGUGUUUGUUCUUCAUUCUGCACUGUAAAUAUUUGAUCUCGCGAUUUUGUGUUUUUCUACUAUUUUUCACCGAGUGUAUUAAUCAGAUGCUCAACAUGAAAUGUGAAAACACUCAUGUGUAUGUGUAUUGUUUUAUUUAUUUCAAACCUCCUGAUAUGUUAACGGCUUAUGUUUUGAAAUUCGUCAUAAUACAACGAAUAACAUGGGUUUGAAAAUAAGCAGAAACAGACUACGUACGUACAUCAUCUAAUUUAGAAAUUAAUUUAGUUCUUUAUACAUUCACAAGUACAAUUGCUAGUUCAAAAAUGAGAAAAAUUUUAAUCUAUAAAGUAAUUGGAUGAAAAGUGUUUCUGAUGAUAAGCAGUUCCAGAAUAUUAUAGCUUAUUUUCAGAUUAGUAACUUAAAUAACAUAUAUUUCGUUUUAUUAUGGCGAAAACAUUUCUAAUGAGGUGAUAAAACAUAAAAACCCAGGGUUGUUGAUUCAGGUGUGUGGUCUUAAGGGAGUCAGUGUGGUUGCGUUUUCUUGUUGGUUAAUGUUUUCUGUGUUUUCAACUUUUAUGUAUAUUUUACAUGCUAUGGUUGUGAAUAAAGUUGAAGCUGUACUUUUUUAGA
Messenger RNA from Stegodyphus dumicola, 4056 nucleotides. RefSeq lists its product as uncharacterized. Gene Ontology annotation, biological process: anatomical structure morphogenesis. The record is from RefSeq and is a predicted model, not a curated record. Lineage: Eukaryota; Metazoa; Arthropoda; Arachnida; Araneae; Eresidae.